Messenger RNA from Hemicordylus capensis (graceful crag lizard), 2681 nucleotides. RefSeq names its product adaptor related protein complex 4 subunit beta 1 (gene AP4B1). The transcript has 11 exons. Bases 335 to 2557 code for a protein of 740 amino acids. Gene Ontology annotation, cellular component: membrane coat; clathrin adaptor complex. Gene Ontology annotation, biological process: intracellular protein transport; vesicle-mediated transport. The record is from RefSeq and is a predicted model, not a curated record. Gene Ontology annotation, molecular function: clathrin binding. NCBI's taxonomy places the organism in Eukaryota, Metazoa, Chordata, Lepidosauria, Squamata, Cordylidae.
CGUCCUUGUUUCCUCCUAUCCUGCGGCAGCGCAGUAACUUUGCAUGCUUAUAAAUGCGCGGCUUCGAGCCCUCGCGAGUCGCUACAUCCGUCGUCAUUUUCCCCCGGUGGGUGGGCGGCUGGGAUGCUGUGUUCAAGUCCCUGUCCUUUUCUUGUUCUUCAAGCCUCUCCAGGGCUCUAAAGCUAGGAUUUUUCCUUACUAGAACGGGCAUCCAUCUUGCCUGGCCUGAGGGAGUGGGAUAUAAUAAGCGCUGCUCCCGCUGAACAGUGUAAUACAAAGGCUCUCCCAUAAUUUCUGCUUACCGGGUGUUUACAAGAAGUCUGGUCACUGCAAGAUGCCAUACUUAGGCUCAGAGGAUAUGUUGAAGGAGCUGAAGAGAGCUCUGUCUAACCCUCAUGUGCAAGCUGACCGACUCCGCUACAGGAAUGUUAUCCAGCGGGUGAUCAGGCAUAUGACCCAAGGGGUAGAUGUGUCCAGUGUCUUUAUGGAGAUGGUUAAAGCUAGUGCCACAGUGGACAUUGUUCAGAAGAAGCUAGUAUACUUGUACAUGUGCACAUUUGCUCCCCUGAAGCCUGAUCUAGCUCUUUUAGCUAUCAAUACUCUGUGUAAAGACUGUUCAGACCCUAAUCCCAUGGUUAGAGGUUUGGCCCUACGAAGCAUGUGCAGUCUCAGGAUGCCUGGCAUACAAGAAUAUAUCCAACAGCCAAUCCUUAAUGGUCUGCGAGACAAAGCCUCCUAUGUAAGACGAGUAGCUGUUCUUGGGUGUGCUAAGAUGCAGAAACUCCAAGGAGACUGUGAAGUGGAUGGUGCACUAGUUAAUGAGUUAUAUAGCUUGCUUCGUGACCAGGAUCCGAUUGUGGUAGUGAAUUGCCUGAGGGCACUAGAGGAAAUCCUGGUACAUGAAGGAGGAGUUGUUAUUAACAAGCCCAUUGCCCACCAUCUUCUUAACAGGAUGCCUGACCUUGACCAGUGGGGCCAGAGUGAGGUGUUGACCUUUCUGUUGCGCUACAAGCCUCGCUGUGAAGAAGAGCUCUUUGAUAUCCUUAACUUACUGGAUAGAUAUCUCAAGAGUAGCAGCUGCAGCGUGGUGAUGGCUGCUACCAAGCUCUUCCUAGUGCUAGCCAAAGACUUUCCACAUGUGCAGACAGAUGUUCUGGUGAGAGUAAAGGGCCCACUUCUGGCUGCUUGUACCUCUGAAAGUAGGGAACUCUGUUUCACGGCCUUGUGCCAUGUGCGCCAGAUCUUAGACAGUCUUCCUGGUCAUUUCAGCAGCCAUUACAAGAAAUUCUUCUGCUCCUACUCAGAACCCCAUUACAUUAAGUGCCAGAAGAUGGAGGUACUGUGCAAACUCGUGAAUGAUGAGAAUAUGCAGCAGAUAUUAGAGGAGUUGAGAGGCUAUUGCACUGAUGUGUCAGCAGAGCUUGCUCAGAGAGCAAUCUUUGCCAUAGGAAACAUUGCAAGGACAUACACAGAGCAGUGUGUGAGGAUCCUAACAGAGCUAUUAGAACUGAAGCAGGAACAUAUAACUUCAGCUGUGGUGCAGGUGUUCCGGGACCUAGUGUGGUUGUGUCCACAGUGUACCGAAUUUGUGUCUCAAGCUUUGCCUGGCUGUGAAGAGACCAUCCAGGACAGUGAGGGCAAGCAAGCAUUAAUCUGGCUGCUGGGAGUACAUGGCAAGAGAAUCCCCAAUGCUCCUUAUGUCUUGGAAGAUUAUGUAGAGAAUGUAAAAUCGGAGGCUUUCUCAGUCGUGAAAGUAGAAUUGCUGACCGCUUUGGUGCGGCUCUUUAUAGCACGCCCAGCUGAGUGUCAGGACAUCCUGGGUCGAUUGCUCUAUUACUGUAUAGAGGAGGAGACAGACAUGACAGUCCGGGACCGUGCUCUGUUUUAUUAUCGUCUUUUGCAAGCUGGUAUGGAAGAGACAAAAAGGGUUCUGUGUAGCCCCACAUCUGAUCAUUCUUUGCGUCUUUUGGAAGACCAGGCUGAAGGCUCUGUGAAUGAAUGGGCCUCGGACUUUAACACCUUGGUGCCUAUAUAUGGCAAAGAACUGUGGGCAACCAUGACUGCUAGCCAGAUUACUGAUCUUCAUUGUGCAGAUUCACCCUGUGAAGCACCCACAGUGGUGGGAGAAGAACAGCUGAUAUCAGAAAAGAGAGUUGAGGUUCCUUGCAUGAACACCAGCUCUAGUGGGGUUGUUCUAAUCCCCAGCACGUGUCUGACUGCAGAGCAGUUUGAGAGGACAUGGCUAAACCUUGGGGUGGGCUGCCAGCAAACUGUUCCCUGGAAGGCAUCUGUGCAACCAGACACCAUACAGGCUGCACUGCAGGUUGUCCAUAUCCAGACUAUUGCUAUGAGCAAGAUUGGUUCCCAGCCAUGGAAAGCUUACCUUGGUGCCCAGGACGACACUGGCUGCAUCUUCUUGACUGAGUUGCUGCUUGAGACAGGGAAUGCACAGAUGCAAAUGUUGGUGAAGCUUAGUGAAGACAAACCUGAGGCAUUGCAGGCCUUCAUCUUGGUCUUGAAAACUGUCAUGGGGACAGUGGCAGGAUUGACAUUGUGAUUCUUUCUAACCUUUAAUAUUGGCCACAAAGGGGAAGGGCCAGAAGUCCUUGCUUUAUGGCUUACUGCACUCUUCAAAUUAAAAUGCAACUCUUGUGAAUUUUCAGUAAAGGAUGUGCACAGCC